AUGGCUUCGCAUACCACAAAGACCGACUCCCGCUUCUCUCUGUCCACCCUUCUCUCGCCUCCGGAACCCUCCAAGCCCGACAGCUUCUCCGACGACUCUCCAAUGGCUGCGCAGUCAGCCCACUUUGGCGCCCGGCCCGCCUCAAUGUUCGACUCCUCCAGCAUGAAGCACUUCACCAGCGUCCACGCUCCAGGCAGCAACAUGCGCAGCAAGGGUCUCCCGCCCUCGCCACCCGUCUCACCCUUUGACAAUCUGCACAAGGAGAGCUCGGUGGAGGACACAAGCAGGGACCCGCCGCUGUUCCCCGACACGGCCAGCGACAAGGACGGCGCCGCCCUGCCUCUGUUCCCCGGCGGCAGUGCGGCGGCCGACUCCACCCACGAUCUCGCCAUCAAGCACCACAUGGCCCACCCGGGCUGGAGAAAGGCCAUGGUCCGCCCGACUCAGGACGAGUACGAGCUGGCCCUGCAAUGCCAAUCUAUCGCCUUCCACUCCGUCUGCGAGGACCAGUUCAAAAAGGAUCCCCACGCCUACAUGAGGAACGAGCGGGCCUACCUCGACGAGGUUUACAGGCCGAAGAAGAAUGCCGGACGAGCCCCCCUCAGGACGCUGGCUCCUGCCCCUGCGGGAGUUCGGAAGCAGAAGAUGGUCGGUGCGAGAUCACCUCGCGGGCCACGCGCUACGAAGCGAACCCCCAAGGCCAUUGUCCUUGACUCAUUCGAGCCUAAGCCUGCGACCCCCAAGGCGCCGAGGGUGAUGGCGCCAAAGGAGGACAUUGACUUUGAUCUGCUGCCGGACUAUUCCCCGCCCCUAUCCUCGCUGCCGGAAGAUGGCAGAAAGGGGCUGAAAGCAGAUUGGAAGGGCACGCCCGUCGACCUGUCCAGUGACCCCCACAGGCACCUGCUCCACCCCUCCGAGGUGAACGUAGCCUCCAUUCUGCGCCUCAAUUGUGCGACCUACCUCUCCAACAAGCGACGCAUCUUUGCGGCCCGCGUCAAGGCUCUCAUCAAGGGCGAGGACUUCAACAAGACCAAGGCGCAACAGGCCUGCAAAAUUGACGUUAACAAGGCCAGCAAGCUGUGGGCCGCCUACGACAGGGUCGGCUGGUUCAAGCCUUCGUUAUUUACGGAGUAUCUCGACAACUUUGUCGACAUCCCACCGAAUUGA
Molecule: messenger RNA, 1167 nt
Organism: Aplosporella prunicola CBS 121167
Lineage: Eukaryota; Fungi; Ascomycota; Dothideomycetes; Botryosphaeriales; Aplosporellaceae
Exons: 1
Coding region: 1-1167 (388 amino acids)
Molecular function (GO): protein binding
Source: RefSeq, a predicted model, not a curated record